CGCACGCCCCUCGCACCAUUGUCCCUGCCCGCCCGCCCCGCUCGCUCUCUCUCUCUCUCUGUUCCCCGCUCCCGCUCGGGGUGUUUUGUUGGCGGCCCGGCGCGGGGCCCGGCGCGCCCGCCCGCGCCGCGGCGGAGCGGAGCGGCACAUUCAUUAUCGGCCGGGGGCCGAUUUCAAACCGCUGCCAUCGCGGCUCCAUUGUUCGCCGGGCGGGCGGGCCCCGCCCCCCUUUGUGCGCGGCAGCCGCGAUUGGCCGGCGCCGGGCGGAGCGCUGCCGUCACCGCUCGGGAAGCCCAUUCAUCUGUGCACUUGGGCGUUGGACUCCGCAUCUUAUUAGCAACCAGGGAGAUUUCUCCAUUUUCUCCUUGUCUACAUAUUUAUACCAACCCAACGCUCUUUGUUUCCCCUCCUUUUGGAUCUGUUGAGUUUCUUUGUUGAAUAAGACAGCAUGGGUGCCCAGUUCUCCAAGACCGCUGCAAAGGGCGAAGCCUCCGCCGAGAAACCUGGGGAAGCAGUGGCUGCAUCUCCAUCCAAGGCGAAUGGACAGGAGAACGGCCACUUGAAGGUGAACGGCGACGCCUCCCCCGCGGCGGCGGAGGCGGGCAAGGAGGAGGUGCAGGCGAACGGCAGCGCGCCCGCCGAGGAGACGGGCAAAGAGGAGGCGGCCUCGUCGGAGCCCGCCUCCGAGAAGGAGGCGGGAGAGGCGGAGAGCACCGAGCCGGCCUCCCCGGCGGAGGGCGAGUCCUCCCCCAAGACUGAGGAGGGCGCGACCCCCUCGUCCAGCAGCGAGACCCCGAAAAAAAAAAAGAAGCGCUUUUCCUUCAAGAAGUCCUUUAAGCUCAGCGGCUUCUCCUUCAAGAAGAACAAGAAGGAGGCCGGCGAGGGGGCCGAGGGCGAGGGCGGCGCCGCCGCCGCCGCAGCGGAGGGCGGGAAGGAGGAGGCGGCGGCCCCCGAGGCGGCGGGCAGCGAGGAGGGCAAGGCGGCCGCCGAGGAGGCGUGCGCGGCCGGCAGCGCCGAGGCGGCGAAGGAGGAGGCGGGGGACUCGCAGGAGGCCAAAUCGGACGAGGCCGCCCCCGAGAAGGCGGCGGGAGAAGAGGCCCCGGCAUCGGCGGCGGCCGAGGAGCAGCAGCCGCCUCAGCAGGCAGCGGAGGGCAAGGCGGAGGAGGCGGCGGGCGCCGGCGCCGCCACGAAUGAGGCGGGCAGCGGCGAGCAGGAGGCGGCCCCCGCGGAGGAGCCGGCGCGGCAGGAGCCCCCCGCCGAGAGCAGUCCCGAGGGACCCGCCGCCGAGUCGGCGGAGUAGUAAGCGCCGCCGCCGCCCCUCGCCGACGGACUUUUCUUCCCCCCUGUUUGUUUUUGGAGUGGUGCCAGGUACUGGUCUCGGAGAACUUGUCUACAACCAGGGAUUGAUUUAAAAGAUGUCUCGUUUCUUUUUUUUCUCUCCCCCCGCAGCUCCCAUCUCAAAUCGUUAUAUGUUGCCGCCAUUCCAACGGGCGGAGGGGGGCUCCCCUCCGCCUUCCUCUCCCAUCCUUUAUAUUUUGGUUUUUUUGGGUUUUUUUUUUCAUCAGUAUUAAUGUUUUGUUUUUGGUUGGUUCGGGUUUUUUUCGUUGGUUUUUUUUUUUUUAUUUUUAAAAUUUUGUUCGUUUAUUUUUUAAUUUCAUACUUUGCAACUCUCUUCAUAUUAUAAAACUUUUGCCGAUCGGUCUAUGGACAUGCCCAUAUAUGAAGGAGAUGGGUGGGUCAAUAAGGGAUAUCAAAUGAAGUGACAGGGGCCGCAGUGGGGAACCAGGGGCGCGCAGCCCUUGCCGGGAGCGCGCCCCGCCAGAAAUGAUGUAAGGGGUUAGUCUUUUUUUUAAAAGAAAGUUAUUACGAUGUAUUUUGUGAGGCAGAUGUUCUAUAAGGUUUACAACACUACAAGUCUUGAUUAAGAAGGAAAGGAAAAAGGAAAAAAAAAAUCAAUACCCAGAUAAAGAGAUCAUAGUCUUAGAAAUUCAUUUAAACCAUAGGAACUUUUCACUUAUCUCAUGUUAGCUGUAUCAGUCAGUGAUUAAGUAGAAAUACAAGUUGUAUAGGCUUUAUUGUUUAUUGCUGGUUUAUGACCUUAAUAAAGUGUAAUUAUGUAUUACCAGCAGGGUGUUUUUAACUGUGACUAUUGUAUAAAAAAAACAAAUCUUGAUAUCCAGAAGCACAUGAAGUUUGCAACUCUUUCCACCCUGCCCAUUUUUGUAAAACUGCAGUCAUCUUGGACCUUUUAAACACAAAUUUUAAACUCAACCAAGCUGUGAUAAGUGGAAUGGUUACUGUUUAUACUGUGGUAUGUUUUUUAUUACAGCAGACAAUGCUUUCUUUUCCAGUUGUCUUUGAAAAUAAAGGAAAACUCUUCAGAUGCAAUGUUUUUUUUUGGUUUUUUUUUUUUUGUGUAGCAUCUUGUCUAUCAUGUUUUUGUAAAUACUGGAGAAGCUUUGACCAAUUUGACUUAGAGAUGGAAUGUAACUUUGCUUACAAAAAUUGCUAUUAAACUCCUGCUUAAGGUGUUCUAAUUUUCUGUGAGCACACUAAAAGCGAAAAAUAAAUGUGAAUAAAAUGUAUAA
Messenger RNA from Passer domesticus (house sparrow), 2588 nucleotides. RefSeq names its product myristoylated alanine rich protein kinase C substrate (gene MARCKS). The transcript is spliced from 3 exons. NCBI's taxonomy places the organism in Eukaryota, Metazoa, Chordata, Aves, Passeriformes, Passeridae. The coding region runs from base 449 to 1300 and encodes 283 amino acids. The record is from RefSeq and is a predicted model, not a curated record. Gene Ontology annotation, cellular component: cytoplasm; plasma membrane; actin filament bundle. Gene Ontology annotation, molecular function: calmodulin binding; actin filament binding. Gene Ontology annotation, biological process: actin filament organization; central nervous system development.